AUGGAGAUUGAUGGCCCAUAUAAAUACGGCGUCGCGCCUCAUACAGCAUUGUAUUUCUCAGCAAGCCAAAGGAAAGUUGGAAAGAUGUGGAAACUGACGUUUGGAGUUUUGCUGGCGGCUUCUUUGUGUUAUGGAUUGCCAACUAAAAAUAAUAACCCUAAUAAGUUUCCCGUGUUGAAAGAGACACGAAAAGAGGUUUUAUACCGCGUCAGUGAACCAAGCAAACCAUUUCUCUUGGAGUGUGUUGUUCUCGGGAAUGUUCCUGGGGUCAAAUACACAUGGCACAAAAACGGAAAGCCCCUAGCUGUCGAGGACUUGGAAGUCGUCCAGCGACACGAAGAAGGCACCCUCGUCUUCCUCAGACCGAAGGCCGAGGACGCCGGUGAAUACCAGUGCUUCGCCACCACGGAACUUGGCAAAGCGUCCACGGGCGUUAUCCACGUGAAGCGAGCGUACAUCAACGCAAAGCCAGCGGUUCUGAAAGAGCUGAAGCCAGUGGAGGCUAAGCCGUUGAAAUUGGAGUGUAACAUUCCAGAUGCUUACCCAAAACCCAAUAUCACCUGGAGGUACCAGUCUGUUGGUGAUCCGGAGAUUUCCAGCGAGGUUCUGGACGCAAGGAUGACGUUCUCGCCUGAAGGUUCCCUAUACAUAACAAGUGUCGCCAAGGAAGACGCGAACAGGAACUUCAAAUACGUCUGCGUGGCGAGGACACCAGCUUCAUCCAAGGACUUGUCUCUCGCUGAAUACGUAAUUGAGGAGGUCCAGCCGAACGACAAGAAGGACGGUGAAAUCCAAGAAAUGUAUACCAGCAAGGACAUGACCGUGAAAGUUGGUGACAGGACGUUCAUUUAUUGCAUCUUCGGUGGAUUCCCACAAGCCUACCAAGACUAUUACAAGGAUGGUGAGAUAAUAAACAGCAAACCAGGAGAUCGGGUGACCGUCUACAACAGGAGUAAGGGUAAACGUCUCCUGAUCCGUGACACAUACGUCACAGACGCAGGGACAUACAAAUGUGUCUCGAGCAACAAAGUCGGAAAACCUAAAGAACACACCAUGAAACUCACUGUUGUCGCCGCACCCCACGCCGUAAAGAUGCCGCCAACAGUGGCCAACGUCGCCCCCGGUCUGGACUUCACUUUCCACUGCAGCGCCGAAGCUGUACCAGCCCCGAAAAUAACCUGGACAUACAACGCGGAGCCGUUGACCGCGGACAGUCACUUCAUAAUCGUUGAGAACACGAAGGGAAACCUCACCACCUCCGAUUUGACCAUCAAAGCCGCCGAGGAAAAGAACAAGGGAUACUACGGAUGCAAAGUGGAGAACGAACAUGGCGUUUUAUACGCUGAGACGGCUUUUAGAGUAGCUUAA
Leptosia nina is the source of this 1368-nucleotide messenger RNA. Lineage: Eukaryota; Metazoa; Arthropoda; Insecta; Lepidoptera; Pieridae. The record is from the annotation of a GenBank genome assembly.